Messenger RNA from Capsicum annuum, 3600 nucleotides. RefSeq lists its product as uncharacterized. The record is from RefSeq and is a predicted model, not a curated record. Lineage: Eukaryota; Viridiplantae; Streptophyta; Magnoliopsida; Solanales; Solanaceae. The transcript is spliced from 3 exons. Bases 684 to 3356 code for a protein of 890 amino acids.
GUUUUGUCUUUUCCUUUUUUUUUUUUUAUCACUCUAAAUCUUGAAAUGGUAUUUUCCAUGAAUAUUGUGUUAUUGGUCUGUGAUUCUUAUUUGUCGUUGCUUUUUACCCACUCAAAAUGAAAGUUUGUGGUUUAUGGGUCUUGCACUUUCUUGAUUUUUAUCUUUAUUUUUUUGUCUUUUCUUUAUUACCACUCAAAAUGUGGAAAUGGGGUUUCUAUUGAUAAUUUUUUUUCUAUUGAAAAUAUGCGAUAUUGUUUGAGCCCUUUUGUAUCAUAAAUCUUGCCUUUGAUAUUGUUUGAACUCUUUUUACUUUUUGGAGUGAACUCCCUUUAGCUGGAUCUGUGAUUUGGUUGAUUUUAUCCAACUUUAUUAACUUUUGUAAUUACUGGCUCUCAGAUCUUGUUUAAGAAAUUAGGAUUUUUCAAGUAAACUAUUUUUUCCCUGUGUUGGAUUGAAAUGUAGAACAAUGAAUUAUAGAUUCAUGGUUCUUUGGGUCCAGCUAGGUGAGACAUGUUCAAUCUGUAAGUUUAAUGUGUUACAGAAUCUUGUGAUUGAAGACUCAGAAAAAAAGAUGGUGCUUUUGAUACUUUUUGGUCCAGUUAGGAUUUGAUUUUUCUCUUUUGUCAGUAAAGAAUGUAAAGGAGGAGUAUAACCUGAGAUUUUAUGCCAUUUGAAGUUUGAACAUGGGGCACAGACUAGAAACUAGACGUCAUCAUGAAAGCUCCAGCGCUGCAAGUGAGAUCAAAUCAUCCCUAGAAAAUCGAAGUUCAAAGUUCAAAGACAAGUAUAAAGUAGAAAGCACAGAAAAUAAACCAUACAUUAGCAGGCAUCAUGACUCAAGCAAGACGGUCAAUCAGAAUGUUUCACAAUCGACCUCCUCCGGAGAUCACCAAAACCCGUGGUUAGGGAGUAAGGAAAAUAAAGAUGAUGAGCUAGUCAAGUACAUGUCCAGUUUGCCAGGUUAUCUGCAGCAUGCAGAGAAGGGAAAGAAUAUUCAAGGAAGGGCUUUGAAUUUUGGAGUCCUUGAUUGGGAACGUCUGGAGAAAUGGAAAUAUAAUGAACGUAUGCCUGUAAGCGGUCAUCGUAAAACAUUAUCAGGUAGUUCAUUUGUUGCUAUUAGGCCUCCUACUGCUCAUGCUAUGUCUUCUCAGAGAAAGCAAAUGCCAUUACCAUCGAGUGUCCGGUCUUGUGAACAAAAGCUUGCAGAACCUGUCCCAGGUAGUUCUUCAUUUGUUGCUAUAAGGCCUCCUACUGCUCAUGGUAUGUCUUCUCAGAGAAAGCAAAUGCCAUUAUCACCGAGUGUUCGGUCUUGUGAACAAAAGCUUGCAGAACCUGUCCAGCAAUUCCAAUCAGAAUUUGUGAAGACCCAGGAUUUACAAACUACUCGGUGGCCCAAAAAACAUGGUAAGCAGAAACAACGUCUUAGGAAGGAGACGCCACCUCGCAGACGCAAUUCCGAACUAAAUAUUGGCAAAUACAUGGACCUUGAUCCUGUUCAAAAGAUGAGACCAGAUGAAGAAGAUUUGUCCUGGAUGCCAGUUAAGAAUGGUAGCAUUCCUUGUAGUCAUACAAACAGUGUUCAAGAUUGUAAAAGUGAGAUCAAAUUUGACAAUGAAGUCAACUUUAGUUCCCAAAAUUGUGCUGCUGAACCCAAGAAUAUUGUUCUCUUGGUUCCCAAACAUUGUUCAAAAAUAAGUAGGGAGGCCUCUCAAUUCCCUAAAUCAAGAACAUCUUUUGAUAAGCAACCAGCUGAGGUGACGAGGAUGGGAUUUUCUGAUUGUUCUUCUCAGGCAUCUUUCUCUGGUGAACUGCUUGCUGUUCCACAUUCAUGUCCUCUGCCUGCCAGCUCUGCGACGAAUAUGGAGUCUCAUGUGAAGCAACGCCAGUUGUCCAAUUCUCAAGAAAUAACAGAUUUAUGCUCAUCCCCAGGUCAAAGUGAGAGGAUAGCUAAUCGCUCUUCAUUUGAUGUCAAUUGUCUUAAACACCAUAAAUCUGAUGAAGAAUUGAGAGUCCAAGCUGGGACCUCGCAGAGAGCAGAUUUGGACACUGCAGAGCAGGCAGUGGUGAAGGGAAGACAUCCAUCCCCUAAUAAGAGGUUUAGCUUCAGUCUUAGUCGAAUGAGCAGAAGUUUCAGUUUCAAGGAGACCUCGACAGUUCCACCACCGAAUAGUACAAAUAGCAUCCCGAAGUCUGGCCCAGCAGGUGCUUCUUCCAGUUCAGAUCUCAGUAAUUGGGAGAAGCCAAAUGCUGGUAUCAGAGGAAGAUCUCCUUUGAGAAGACUCCUAGAUCCAUUGUUGAAGCCUAAGGGUGUUAAUUCAGCUGAGACAUCUCCGCUUUCUAAUGGAAACUCAAAUGGCAAUACUUUGCCCACUAACCACAGUAAACACAUUCAUUUGAAAAAGCAUCAGCCCUCAACCCUUCAGGCUCUUCUGCAGCUUUCUCUUAAGGAUGGAGUUCCAUUCUUUAAACUUGUGGUUGACGAUGAUGGUGGCAUUCUUGCUGCAGCUGUCAAGAAGUUACCAACGUCCGGGAAGGGUGGAAGUGGCUUGGUUUAUGCUUUCUAUGCAGUCCAUGAAAUUAAAAGGAAGAGUGGGGGUUGGAUGAGCCAUGGACCAAAAGAGAAAAGUGCUGGCUUUGGUUAUAAAAUUAUUGGUCAGAUGGAGAUUUCUAGUUCUGAAAUUCAAAACUCAAGUGUACAUGACCACAGAAGCAUAUCUCUGCAAAGGGAAUCUGUCUUGUAUAGCAUUGAUUGUGGACAGGUGGAAAAGCAAGUCCCUGAUUCUUGUCAAAAGAGAGAGCUUGCGGCCAUUGUCGUUAUGAACUCAAGUCAAUAUAAACUAGAAGGUAUGCAGCAAUUACCCACAGAAACCUGUGAAACAUAUAGUGAUGUUCUAGUCAUUCUUCCUGGUGGUACACAUAGCUUGCCAAGUGAUGGAACUCCUUCCUCAUUGCUCGAACGAUGGAGAUCUGGUGGAUUAUGUGAUUGUGGAGGGUGGGAUGUCGGUUGCAAGCUAAAGAUACUUGAACAGGACAAGAAUUGCAGGAGCCAAGAUUUUCUAAACCUCUUGAUUCAGGGAGGAGAUAGGAGGAGCAAGCCUAUCUUCAGUGUGGCACCACUCAAGAAUGGACUUUACUCUGUCGAAUUUGAUUCAUCAGUUCCUUUGUUAGAGGCAUUCUCCAUCUGUGUGUCUGCCCUGACUAGUCAUAAACUAGCUGACAUCUUCGAAAUUGGAUCUCAAGGACAGAAGGCUUCUUCAGAUGUCAUGAGGGGGAUUAAGGCUUCAACCACAGUCCAAGGACAAGUCCCUCAAAGAUAUGUGUCAUCUCCACCCCCCUCGCCUGUUGGAAGGAUCUAAGAAACUGAUUAAACAAGAAUGUCACUUUAAGCAGACAAUUUUAGCUUGUUGAGCAUCACAUGUUUCCUAUUUGCAUCGCGCAAACUGAAAAUCUGUGGUUCGAAUAAGUCUAAUCUUCGACCUCUCGUUUUGUACGUCUUUGAUCAGCUGUAAAUUCUCUUAUAUUUAGGAAAUAAUGUCAUGCCGCAAGGUAUAGAAUGAACUCAGUGGAAAAGGCUAUAGAGAAAGUAGUAACUCUUGAAUA